UCAUUUCAUUUUCUUUUUGUUUGAUCAUUUUGGAUUUUCUUUCGAGGGCAGAAUUUUUUUGAAAAGCAGACGUUGCACUUUUAAAAGUUUUAGCUGAUGCUUGCUGUCUUCCUCCACCCCUAUAUAAAUCGUCCUUCCUUCUCUUCCCUCACCUUCCAUAAUUCCAAAGCCAAGCCCCAAGGCAAACCAAUUCCCGAAGCAACCCUAAUCCGAAUAUCUAAUUGGGAAUUCCAGACAAGGAAGGAGAAGAAAGACGAUGUCUGCUGCCGUGUGUGGGAGCAAGAGAUCUUUCUUUGAAGAGCUCCCGCCGUCGCCUCCGGUCUCCAAGAGGCUCCGCUGCUCCUCUUCUUCUUCUCCGAUUCGAUUUUCUGCGCCGUCGCUUCUUGAUCAGCUCCGCUCCGUCUUUCCUCAUAUGGAACUCCACAUUCUUGAGAGAGCAUUGCAAGAAUGUGAUAAUGAUAUGGAUGCUGCCAUCAAGAGCCUGCAUGAGCUUUGCCUAGGAUCCGCAGAGGGAAAUUCAGGUUGUGCUGAAGACUCAGAUGUACAUGUGGAGAAGGGUGAUGGAAAUGUUGUUGCUCCUGAUAACCUAUCAACUCCAAACAACCUUCCUGUGGAAGGUGCAGAAUGGGUUGACUUGCUUGUGAGGGAAAUAAUGUGUGCUACUUGUAUGGAUGAUGCCAAAGCUCGUGCUGCAAGAUUGCUAGAGAUUUUAGAGAAGUCCAUCAGUUCACGUGCUGGUGAAGCAACACAAGUUCUUCACAAGGAAAAUGUGAUGCUAAAGGAGCAAAUUGAAGGACUCAUGCGGGAGAAUACCAUUCUCAAGCGUGCUGUGGCUAUCCAACAUGAACGACAGAAAGAGUAUGAUGAUAAGGAUCAAGAGUUACGACAUCUUAAGCAAUUGGUAUCUCAGUAUCAAGAGCAGUUGAGAACACUUGAGAUGAACAACUAUGCAUUGUCAAUGCAUCUGAAGCAUGCCAAUCAGAGUAGCUCCAUUCCUGGACGAUUUCAUCCCGAUGUCUUCUAAGAAUGCGAUGUAAGUUUGCAUUUGAUAACAGCAUCUACGAAGGAUGUAUCGUGAACUUGUUAUAUGUCAAAGGUCGUUUAUGUAAGUUGGGGCCAUUUAUGUCUCCAUGUUCUCCGUUUAUGUAAGCAAUAAUUUUCAGUCAAUUUCAAAUAAGUUGGAUGAAUGUGUUGUAUCUGGUCAAGUGGUAAACUUGCUUGGCAUAUUUGCAAACCGUCAUUUUCCCCAAUGAAUUACUAUGCAUAUUUCCACUUA
This is a messenger RNA of Juglans regia (Persian walnut), 1276 nucleotides long. RefSeq lists its product as uncharacterized. The transcript is spliced from 6 exons. NCBI's taxonomy places the organism in Eukaryota, Viridiplantae, Streptophyta, Magnoliopsida, Fagales, Juglandaceae. Bases 257 to 1024 code for a protein of 255 amino acids. Gene Ontology annotation, molecular function: ubiquitin binding. The record is from RefSeq and is a predicted model, not a curated record.